GCCCAGGGAGAUCGCCCCCCGCCCCCGCGGCAUCCGCUGAUCGCGGCGCUUCCCCCGCUUUGGCCCCAAAGCGGCGCCUUUAAGGCCGAGUUUAAGCGCAGGGCCCGCGAGUUCAGCUCGGCCCGGCCCGGGGGUCCCGCCGCUCGGGCCCGUCCAGGGGGCCCGGGGGUGGCGGGGGGACCCGGGGCGGUGCCGGGAGGGGUCCCGAAGGGGAUCCCGGGGCAUUCCCGGCAAUUCCCCCGGGCCCGCCCCCCGCGCUCCCUCGGCCACUUUCGCUUUCGCGUCUCCCGAACUGCGCCCAGCGGGGCCAGCGGAGCAGCGCGAUGGCUCCAGCGCUGGGGCUGGGGGCGCUCCUGGCGCUCCUGGCGGUCUCGGGGGGGCAGCCGAAGGUUCUCCACUCCCUGCGUUACCUGGAUGUGGCGGUGACGGAGCCCAGCCCAAGGAUCCCUCAAUUCCUGUCCAUGGGAUAUGUUGAUGGGAUCCCCUUCAUGCGCUAUGACAGCGAGUGGGACCGGCUGGAGCCGCUGACGCCGUGGAUGGCGGCCGGAGCCGAGCCGGGAUAUUGGGAUAGAGGGACCCAGAUCAAUGAGAGGAACCGGUUCAUUGAUGCCGACAACCUGGAGAUAGCACGGGGCUGGUACAACUGGAGUGGGGGUCUCCACACAGUGCAGCAGCUUUCUGGCUGUGACCUCCUGUCCGACGGUAGUGUCCGCAGAACCCUUCGGUACGGCAUUGAUGGGCAGGAUUUCAUCUCCUUCUCCCCGGAGACCGGGACCUUCGUGGCGGCUGAUGGAGCUGCCCAGAUCAUCCAGAGGAAAUGGAAAUCUGAAGGGUAUGAGGCUCUUCAGCACAAGCUGGCACAGAGCUGUGUGGAAUGGCUCCAGAAAUACAUCGGAUACGGGCGGGAGGCACUGGAGCGCAAAGAUCCCCCCGAUGUCCAUGUGUCCGGGAAAGAGGAACACGGGAUCCUGACGUUGUCCUGCCACGCGUACGGAUUCUACCCCGGGAUGAUCGGGAUCAACUGGCUGAAGGGGGAUGAAGUGCGGGAUCAGGAGACGGAGUGGGGCGGGAUCGUUCCCAACAGCGACGGCACCUUCCACAGCUGGACCAGGAUCGAGGCGCUGCCGGGGGAGUGGGAGCAGUACCGGUGCCGGGUGUAGCACGCCGGAAUGCCGGAGCCUGGGAUCUUCGCCUGGGAGCCGGAAUCCGUCUGGAAUUCCAGCCCAGUGUUGGUGGCUGUGUCCGUCAUCGCUGCCAUCAUCAUCAUUGGCCUUGUGGCAGUCGGUGUCUGGAAGCUCUGAUCCGGGAAGAGGGAGGGGAAUGGAUAUGACCCCGCGCCCACCAGAAUCACAGCCUGAGCGAUCCCGGAGCUGGAUCCGCCCCUUCCCUCUCCCUGUGGAAAGGCAGGAGCUGCUGGUAGAGCUCAUCCCGCUUCUCCCACCCACCCCGUCCCCCCUGCGGCUCUUCCCGAUGGAUCAACUUCCUGCUUUUUCCUGUGUGAAACCCAGGACCACAAUUAUUCCGGAGGCUUUAAUUUGGGUGUGAAAAUCUUGGCUCCCUCCUCCAGCAUCCGGCAGUUUCUCUCUGGGAACCAGGAAUGGGAAUGGGAACAGGGGGGACUGGGAUGGGGACACUGGGAGGAGGUUGGAGUCACCAGGGACUGGGAAUGGGGACAUAAGGAAUGGGAA
This is a messenger RNA of Pseudopipra pipra, 1688 nucleotides long. RefSeq names its product class I histocompatibility antigen, F10 alpha chain-like. Gene Ontology annotation, cellular component: external side of plasma membrane. Gene Ontology annotation, biological process: immune response. Bases 324 to 1160 code for a protein of 278 amino acids. The transcript is spliced from 7 exons. The record is from RefSeq and is a predicted model, not a curated record. Lineage: Eukaryota; Metazoa; Chordata; Aves; Passeriformes; Pipridae.